Molecule: messenger RNA, 774 nt
Organism: Chilo suppressalis (striped riceborer)
Lineage: Eukaryota; Metazoa; Arthropoda; Insecta; Lepidoptera; Crambidae
Source: the annotation of a GenBank genome assembly
ACGGACAGCCCCAGUCCGAAUAGGUUCGAGUACGACAGCGACGUGAUGGGCGUGCAGGAGCGGAUGCUGCGCGGGCAGGACGAACAGCUGCGGUCCAUAGGCGACACCAUGGGCUCGCUGCUGACAGUGUCCCGCCAGAUCGGCAUAGAGAUCGACGAGCAAGCUGAGAUGCUCGACGACUUGAACACCGAGCUAGAGAACACGGACUCCAAGUUAGACUCCACUAUAAAAAAGGUGGCCAAGGUGCUUCAUAUGAACAAUGAUCGGCGCCAAUGGCUCGCGAUCCUGGUUCUAGUCGGCCUUCUAGUGUGGAUGCUUAAAGAAGACCGUGUUGCAGUUAUUGCGUUGCAUCGUUGCGGUUACACGCCAAUUCAAAUUUUUGACAUACUGAAAAAUUUGAAUAUAACUAAAAGAUUCGUUUAUCGUACCAUCAAACGAUACAAUGAAGACUCUAGUGUAGAUGACAGGUCAAGAAGUGGUCGCCCUCGGUCUGUUAGGACGCCAGCAGUGAUAAAAGCUGAGAAGGCGCGAAUUCAAAGAAAUCCCAAACGUAAGCAGAAACUGUUGGCCCUUCAGAUGGGGUUAAGCAGAACCACCGGGAAAAGGGUGUUAAAUGCAGACUUGAAGUUUCGGGCAUAUCGAAGAAAAACAGGACAUCGUUUGAAUGCUCGUCUAAUGGACCUGAGACUGAAGAGAUGCCGCGCUUUGUUGAAGCGGUACGCGGGAAAAAAAUAUCGGGAAGUUCUUUUUUCGGUUGAAAUUUUUUUACCGUAG